Molecule: messenger RNA, 1678 nt
Organism: Fragaria vesca subsp. vesca
Lineage: Eukaryota; Viridiplantae; Streptophyta; Magnoliopsida; Rosales; Rosaceae
Product: acetylornithine aminotransferase, mitochondrial-like
Exons: 4
Coding region: 85-1482 (465 amino acids)
Biological process (GO): arginine metabolic process
Cellular component (GO): chloroplast stroma
Molecular function (GO): transaminase activity; pyridoxal phosphate binding; identical protein binding
Source: RefSeq, a predicted model, not a curated record
AGUUGCACAUCACGCAGUCAUCUGUCUUCUUUUUGCUUUCUUCUCUCGUCUUCUCUCAUUCACCAAUUCCACGCAGUUGAAUCAAUGACUUCCCUUCAAAUCUCCUCCAACACAAUAUUUCAAGCUCUGAAUCUCCGCCGUCAAUUCAGUCCAAACUUGGACCGAAGGGUCGGACUAAUCAAUGGGCAGAGACCGGUGACAGCUUGUCUCAGCCUUGAUGUGGAAGCACAACCAUUUACUGCAUCAAAAUCUGGGUCUGUGAAGAGCAAGGAGGUUAUAGAGACAGAGGCGAAGGUUGUGGUGGGGACCUAUGCAAGAACUCCAGUGGUGUUGGCCAGUGGCAAAGGUUGUAAAUUGUUCGACACCGAGGGGAGAGAGUAUCUGGAUUUGAGCUCGGGGAUUGCGGUGAAUGCACUUGGACAUGGUGAUGAGGAUUGGUUGAAGGCUGUGGUUGAACAGGCCAAUACCCUCACCCAUGUCAGCAACGUCUACUACUCCAUCCCUCAGGUGGAACUAGCUAAGCAAUUGGUGGGCUCUAGUUUUGCAGACCGUGUGUUUUUCACUAAUUCUGGAACUGAAGCAAAUGAAGCAGCCAUUAAAUUUGCGAGGAAGUUUCAGAGACACAAUCAUCCCGAUGCUAAAGAGCCUGCCACAAACUUCAUCUCUUUCACUAACAGCUUCCACGGCAGGACCAUGGGUGCUCUUGCCUUGACUAGCAAAGAGCAUUACAGGUCUCCAUUUGAGCCUGUCAUGCCUGGAGUCACAUUUGCAGAGUAUGGAAAUAUAGUGGCUACAAGAGAAUUGAUUCAGCCUGGAAAAACUGCCGCGGUUUUUGUCGAACCUAUCCAGGGUGAAGGGGGCAUAUACAGUGCUACCAAGGAGUUUCUGCAAUUCCUGCGUACUGCUUGUGAUGAGGCUGGGGCUCUUCUGGUGUUUGAUGAGGUACAAUGUGGUUUAGGCCGAACUGGGUACCUUUGGGCACAUGAGGCGUUUGGUGUAUUCCCAGAUAUAAUGACUCUAGCUAAGCCACUAGCUGGAGGCCUACCCAUUGGAGCUGCAUUGGUUACUGAAAGAGUUGCUUCUGCCAUAGCUUUUGGUGACCAUGGAAGUACUUUUGCUGGUGCACCUCUCGUCUGCAGUGCUGCCCUAGCUGUUCUCAACAAGAUAUCAAAUUCCAGUUUUCUGAACAGCGUCUCUACAAAAGGUCUCUACUUCAAACGUAUCUUAAAUCAGAAGCUGGGAGGAAAUCCUCAUGUGAGAGAAAUACGCGGUUUUGGGCUUAUUCUUGGAGUUGAAUUGGAUGUCCCUGCCUCACCUCUUGUGGAUGCAUGUAGAAAUGCAGGCCUUCUUGUGUUAACUGCUGGAAAAGGUAAUGUUGUUAGGCUAGUGCCUCCAUUGAUCAUAAGUGAACAGGAGCUGGAUAAGGCAGCUGAGAUUUUAUGUCAAGCAUUGCCUGUUCUUGACGGAAAAAAUUCAAAUUAGAAGGAAGAAAACUGGUUCUAUUGUAGAUGUUGCUCCUUAGCUCUUGUAAUAGUUUGUUAUCAACAUCUAGAUUCUUGAAUGUUUUUCUAUAGUUCUAAAUAUGGACAAGUAUUAAUACUAAUGUUACUUGAGACUUGAGAGUUGAAUUUGCUUGUAUUUGGAUAAACAAAUAAUAUGAACAUUAGCAAUUGUUGCC